Molecule: messenger RNA, 645 nt
Organism: Fusarium fujikuroi IMI 58289
Lineage: Eukaryota; Fungi; Ascomycota; Sordariomycetes; Hypocreales; Nectriaceae
Exons: 1
Coding region: 1-645 (214 amino acids)
Molecular function (GO): gamma-glutamylcyclotransferase activity
Source: RefSeq, a predicted model, not a curated record
AUGGUUUGGUACUUUGCUUACGGCUCCAAUAUGGCCAGCACAACACUCAUACGACGGCAACUGAGCCCAAAAGACUCUCGGCCUGUCGUUGUGUUCUCUCAUGUUCUUUGCUUCGAUGUGUUCGGUGUCCCAUACAAGGAACCCGCUAUGGCCGGUAUUCGGGAGAGGACUCCAGUCGAUGACACAAAAGCGACGCCUUCGGUGCACGGGAUGGCUUACUUGCUAUCACGGGAAGAAUAUCAUCGGCUGAUAGUCUCCGAAGGGGCGGGCGUAGCCUAUGUCGAAAUGGAGUUGAUAGCCCGGACCUGUUCAACUGUGUGUACGGAGCGUGCGGCGACUUGUGAGGAGAUUCCGGUGUGGACCUUGAUGGCGAGAUUUCCAUUCCGGCCCGAAGCGCUUCCGAGCGUUCGGUACAUGGUAGGCACUGUGGGCCAAUGCUUUGAAUCUGAUCUGACUUCAGAAGGGACUAUUGAUUCAGGGAGCCGAACAAUCCGGCCUGCCAGCCUCAUACCAAGACUAUCUACGGGGUUUAACUGCGUAUCACAAAAGUCUUUCCAAGUACGAAGGACUCGGCGCGUCGCUCCUGGUCGGCUUUUGGAUGCCUUUAAUCAAUGGUAUAAUGAAGAGAGUCAAGCGGAGAACUAA